Molecule: messenger RNA, 712 nt
Organism: Lucilia sericata (common green bottle fly)
Lineage: Eukaryota; Metazoa; Arthropoda; Insecta; Diptera; Calliphoridae
Product: general odorant-binding protein 56d-like
Exons: 2
Coding region: 237-644 (135 amino acids)
Biological process (GO): sensory perception of smell
Molecular function (GO): odorant binding
Source: RefSeq, a predicted model, not a curated record
AAUAGCAAUAAUAAAAAAACCAAAACAAAUUAUAAAUAAUUAAAAAAUAAGCUAUAUAAAAAUGCAUAUAUUUAAAUUGUUUAAAAUAUAAAAAAACAUACAAACAAAACAAGAUUUAAAAAUUUCUAGAGAAAAACACAAUUUGUUAUAAAAACCCCGGUUUGAGUUUGCAAUCAUCACAGUCAUUAUUGGACUCUUAUCUGAAACCAACAAAAAAAAAAAACUAAACAUUUAAAAUGAAGGUCUUCAUCACUUUAGCUGUUGUUUGCUUAAUUGCCUCUGCCUUUGCGCACCACGAAUUGUCCGAAGAAGAAAAAGCCAAAAUCAAGGCUCACUACGCAAAAUGUGUUAAACAAGAGAAUGUCCCCGAAGCUGAUGCCACUAAAUUGAAAAACAAGGAAUUCGCUAAUCCUACACCAGCCAUGAAAUGUUUCGGUGCUUGCUUCCUUGAAGAAGUCGGCAUCUUGAAGGGUGAUGCUGUCCAAGAAGAUGUUGUUAUGGCCAAAUUGGUACCCCACUACGGUGAAGAAAAUGUCAAGAAGGUUUUGGAGAAAUGCAAAAAUGAAAAGGGCGCCGAUCGUUGUGAAACCGGUUACAAAAUCUUCGAAUGUGUUGAAAAAGCUAAAGCUGAAUUAGGUCACUAAAUUGUAAAACACCGGUGAUUCGAAAAAAGUAUUAAAUAUGUUAAAAUAAAUGUUGAAAAAAAGUAAAA